This is a messenger RNA of Babesia sp. Xinjiang, 3369 nucleotides long. Its product is annotated as Vacuolar protein-sorting-associated protein 11 -like protein. Bases 1 to 3369 code for a protein of 1122 amino acids. The record is from RefSeq and is a predicted model, not a curated record. Lineage: Eukaryota; Apicomplexa; Aconoidasida; Piroplasmida; Babesiidae. Gene Ontology annotation, biological process: endosome organization; organelle fusion; RNA splicing. The transcript is spliced from 10 exons. Gene Ontology annotation, cellular component: endosome; HOPS complex; small nuclear ribonucleoprotein complex. Gene Ontology annotation, molecular function: RNA binding; protein binding; protein-macromolecule adaptor activity.
AUGGCCAGUUCCCGCCCACAGGAUUCGUCUGUGCCGGUAUCGGAAGAUAAAGAUUGUCCACCUGGUCCUCUUUCCGUUUUGGAAGCAUGCGUGCGUGACAACUCGCAAGUGUUGAUAAAUUGCCGGAGUAACCGCAAGCUGCUAGGUCGAGUAAAGGCAUUCGAUCGUCAUUUUAAUAUGAUUCUAACUGAUGUUCGUGAGAUGUGGACCGAGACUAGUCGUGGAGGCGGUAAAAAGAAGCACGUCAACAAGGACCGCUACAUUUCCCGCUUAUUUUUGCGUGGCGAUUCUAUAAUUGUCGUGCUUAAGCGCAGAAGCGCUUCCGCUAUCAUACGGCCUAUCUGCUGGGCUUAUGGUCGAUUACAGUGUUUUACGCACGGCUCCCCUGUAAUGGAGAUAUCUCGACGAUUUCACUUUUUCGACAAACAUCUGAUCAACGUAUCAGUUUCAGGUCAGGGUUCAGUGAGCUUCGAGUCUGUGGUCGAUGCUGCUGGCGACGAUGAUUUUUUAUGGGUUCUUGAGUCAUCGGGUCGUGUGAUUGCCCUGUAUCGGCACCAGGGUCCUGGUUACUCCAGGGACACUUUGUUAUGCCACCGCCUGAAGGCGUUUGAGUUUGAGGGUCUUUGGCUUUUUUCUUGUUGGGAUGCAUCUACACUUAUCGUAAUAGGGAAGGAUGAGGAAUCAGAUUCUAUGCUUAAGUUUAACACAUACAAGGUGUCGCCUCAUAGGAGCCUUGACAACGUUGAGCUAUUGCAGUUCGUCCAAUCAGUCCCAUUGUUUUUGCCGUCGCAAGGUUUUGUUCUUGACAAUAUACAGGCCGUAACGGUCUCAAAAUGUACGAGCGUGGCAGCGGUUGCUACAGCUGGCGGGUUUGUCUACUUGUACCACAACUAUCUAUCACCACCGUCGGAUGGUACAGGAAUAUCGCAUAGUCUAAAACUAGUUAGUGUCACUGAGCUAGCAGGGGACCGUCAUGCCGGGGCGAUCCGUUCUUUGCACAUCCGUCCUCUAUCAUCUGGGAACUUUGGUCUUACAGUGUGUUGUGAUGAUGUUGUGUUAACCUUGCGUUUGCUACCAGAUCCAGUUCUGGUCGAUAUGCAUUUAAUAGAGUCAUCGUUUGAGGCUUCUUGCGACUUGGGUAUCGAUGGAGAGUUUGCGGUGUCAAAGUCUGGUGGUCUGUUGGAUAUUUAUGACUCCGAGGGCUCCAUAAUAUCUAGGUUGAAAGGUUGCGGCCCAUGCACUUGCAUGUGUGCGUACAAAGGCUACAUUGCUACGGCGUCUACCGACUGCAAGGGCGGUUUGGAUGUCUCUUAUGCCACUACACUGGUAGCUGUGCAUUCUCGCAUCAGUGGUAUGGAUUUUAUCGCAUAUUCACAACACAUACCUGUUGUAUUUAAGUUUGAGAGAGCUCUUGGAUCUUUGUAUGUCCUAGCACGUUCAGGUUCUAGUUCGUCUUUAAUUUUGUUUGAAUUACGUGAAAAGGCUAUCCAUGAACGUUUGCAGAUGCUUAUCCGUAAGCGUCUGUUUGAAUGGGCCAUAUCUAUGGCAAAAUUGGAGAACUGUCCACUUUCGGAAUGUGAGGAGAUUCAUAAGAUCCACGCAAACUGGUUAUAUGAUAAGGGUCGUUAUGAGUCGGCUGUUGAUGCAUACUGCCUAGCGGGUUCUGCGGUUGAGCCUGCAUUUGUGAUAGUUCGUUUCAUGUCUUUGAACUCAAAGCUCUACCUUUACAAAUAUCUCAUCAAUCUUCAUCGCCGCAGAGAGGCGACGAGUGUCCACACCGUGGUACUGAUGCGUGCGUUACAGUCGCUGUUUGAGGACAGUUCAAGGAGCUGCUCCCGAUCAGUUAGCAGUACGGAACCACCAGCUGACGCUCCUUUAGAGUGCGUUUCGGAUGUAUCCGACUGUCAUAAACUGUUAUCUGAAUUUUUGGAGGAGUUCGGUGAAUCACAAAAGGAUGGCAUCAGGGAGGCUCUCUACGAUUGCCGUUCUUCUGGUGGUUCUGAGUUCGCCCGUGCUGUUGCCCUUGCGCAGCACGAUCACAACGAGUACAUAGACAUUUUGGUUGAGGAUUUCCAUGAUUAUAGUGCCACUUUGGAAUACCUUGAGUCCUCGAGUAGUCAGGUGACGUGCAAUGCCAUUUUACGUCAUGGCCGCAGGUUAGUUAAGCAUGAUCCUGUAUGUGUUUUACGUUUGAUUCGUAAGAUCGCUGAGGCUAUGCCUAAAACGCAUGGAAGCGUAUUUGAAGCUUUUGUACCCGUUUUUUGUAUGGAAGACCGAUUCCUUAUGGAUAUGCUGGAUGCUGAUGUUCCUAACACAUCCCUAAUGAUAUUUUCAACUCGUCUCCACUUGAUGCUGGAUCAGUUUUCAGCACACAAUCAGCUGUCAGCUGCAUCCCCUAUUAAAGGGAGUACCGAGUUGGUGUCUGCUAGCGUUGGUUCUUCUGAUGACAGACGAGCAUCUGUGAGUCCCGUUGGCGCUUCUACAGAGAUGAGAGAACCUUCUGAUCAGCAUUCAUUAUCUCCAUCAUAUUCUAAGUCAUGCACGGAUCAUAGUUUUGACGUGGAUGGUCUUGAGAAUCGCAUGUGGAAGUUGUUGAAUGGCAACACUCAGUUGGCCGAAUAUCAGCUAAUUGCCCUCCUUCUAUGUUUGGUAUAUAACUAUGAGCGUGGUGCUAACGCUAUGGCAAUAAAGAUGGGUUAUUACCACCUUCCUUUGGUGCUUGCAGGUAUGCGUGAUGAGCAUCUGCACAGCAACAAUUUUGACCUUCUGAAUCAUGCUUUGAGUUACGGUUCCAACGAGCCUACUUUAUGGGUGGGUACAUUAUCUCUGUUGGUUUCAUCGCCAAACGAUACUUCUGAGUUGCUUCGUAUUGCGUUACAGCACAUCCACACGCAUAAGUUGCUGAGUUUCCCUGGUGUUCUACGUCUCCUUGAGAGGAACUCGACGCUGCGUUUUGGUGAUGUUAAGGAUUACUUGCGUCGUGAGUUCCGUAAGAUUGACGAUUUGCUUCGUGAGUGUGAGCGUGACAUAGCUCAGGACAAAGUUGACUGUACGCAAAUGAACCGUGAUCUGCAGCGUCUUCAGCAUUCCUACGUUGUGAUAAAUAACACGAAUUGUUCACGUUGCGAAUUAUGUCUUGAGAUGCCUUCGCUACACUUCUAUUGUCAGCACUCGUUCCAUACAUAUUGUAUCGGUGCUGAUGGUUUGUGUCCCAAGUGUGCUCCCAUCGCUAACGAAGGCGCGGAUGGUACUGAGCCCCAAAAGGGUUCCGAACAUCACGAUAACUUUUUCAAGUUUUUGAGCGGUGCGACGGAUCCUUUUGUGUACAUGACACAACAGUUGGAGCGUUUUGCAUUUUCUCAACAAUAA